Messenger RNA from Puccinia triticina, 912 nucleotides. RefSeq lists its product as uncharacterized. The transcript is spliced from 2 exons. Lineage: Eukaryota; Fungi; Basidiomycota; Pucciniomycetes; Pucciniales; Pucciniaceae. The coding region runs from base 1 to 912 and encodes 303 amino acids. The record is from RefSeq and is a predicted model, not a curated record.
AUGUCGGAGUGUCCGUUGAACCUUUUCGGCACCGCCGGCCCAAUGAGACCAGGACAGUUCUUCGUCGGCGUGGUCGACCGCCAGCCACGCAUUUCGUUCCCGGGAAUCGAGGAUAACGUUGCCUCCGUCGGCGUGGGCUCCGGCUGCAAUGGCUGCGCGCCCAUUCAAAAGGCGGCGCCUCAUGCCUAUGCGACGAGGGUCUGUGGUGUGGGAGUAAGUCACGUCGAUCGAUUCCCCAUCAGUCAUCGUGCUCGCACCCGGGACUAUCUUGCCCAAAGAGAAGCUGAAGACAAUCGCACACGACAGCAAUCAUUUCUUGAUGAGGAGGCAAAACUAGCUUCCAUCGCAGCCACCGCCAUCAAAUCAUUCAACCCGGAGAACAUCCUCAAACCUGAUGGAUCAAAUGUCCAAGAAUGGGCCGAAGCCCUUGGUGUGACUGCCUUUCAGGGGUUCCAAGACAAAUUGUUCUUCACACCUCAAGAUGGUACAAUAGUCAAUCCAUACCACAAGCAAAUUGGCCGAGACAUACGCCACUCAUCUGUCCACAGCUUGCUUGCGUAUGACCUUCUGGACCUGAACUCAUGCGCCGAGGCCUACGAGUUUCUUGUCUUGAAAUUCCGUAUUAUCAACUGCGCCAAGCAGAUUCAGGCUUGGGGAACUCUCAAGAAGAUAAACCUCAGCAAUUUUAACAGUUCAGCUGAGGCUGUUGCAUCCUUCAAUCGUUGCGCAAAGACAUUCGUAGAACAAGGAAUUGCAUUCACCUGGGAUAACGUGAUAAGCUUGAUCAUGCAGUCAAGCCUCCAUGAUCAAUUGAGACCAACUGUUGACCGCAAAAUUGAUCUCUUCAUGGAAACCCAUGAUUUCAAAAUUCCAGCCUCGGGUGAUGUGCUUCGGUUUUGGAAUGCUGCUUGA